Molecule: messenger RNA, 1077 nt
Organism: Arctia plantaginis
Lineage: Eukaryota; Metazoa; Arthropoda; Insecta; Lepidoptera; Erebidae
Source: the annotation of a GenBank genome assembly
AUGGCUAGGAAAGGUGCAUUCGAAAAUAAUUACGAUGACUACACAGUUGAAGUGGCAACUAAUAUUCUUAACAAGACUGGAGACGGGAUAUCUGAAAUAUUUUCACUGAAAUUAGAUAAAUUUAAACAAUUGAAAUUCCAACUUCUGAAAUCCAAAAUGCAAAAAGAUAUUUUCUAUGAUGGUACUAUAUACACAGGCUCUGCUGGAAUGGCGUUAUAUUAUUUAAUGCAAGGGAUCAGAAAACCCGACAAUCCCGAAUAUCUUCAGACAGCUGCGAAGUAUAUCGACGUUCAAAAUUUAAAAGGACGGAGAAUCAGCUUCCUAUGUGGGGAUGCCGGACCACUUGCUAUAGCCACUAUUAUAGCUUACAAACUAGGCAGCACACGUCCAGAGACCUUGCCUGAUUAUGAAACUUUAGCUCAAAGGCUGCAGGCUUUGAUUUCAUUAUUGAACGAUUCUCCAGAUGAAAUUUUGUAUGGCAAAUCUGGAUAUCUCUAUGCGUUAUUGUUUGUUAGCAAACAUAUUCCCGAAGAAGAUAUUAUACCAGGAAGUCACUUCGAAAUGGUGAUUUCUAGUAUCAUGAAAUCGGGAAAAGAAUUUGCUGCUCACAGGAGUUCUGAAAGCCCAUUGUUGUGGCAAUGGCAUGAUAAAGUGUAUUUUGGCGCGGCACAUGGAAUGGCUGGUAUUCUGUACAUUUUACUUCAGGCUCGUGCUUACAUUAAUAUUAUGGAUAUAAAGUGUUUAGUUAAGCCCACUAUCAAUUGGCUAUUGAGUCAACGAUUCACGAGUGGUAAUUUCCCAUCAUCCGUGGGUAGUGCUUCUGGAGAUAGACUGGUGCAGUGGUGUCAUGGUGCACCUGGAUUUAUAGCAUUGUGUACCUUAGCUGCUGAAGUUUUUGAAGACGAUAAAUAUUUAAAAAUAGCCCAACACUCAUGUGAAGUUAUAUGGGAACGGGGUCUCAGUACUAAGGGGUAUAGCUUGUGUCAUGGAGUUAGUGGUAAUGCCUAUUCAUUUCUGCAGAUGUAUCAAAUCACUAAGGAAUAUGCUGUACCCUACUUCGGUAAUAUUGCCCACUAA